This is a messenger RNA of Schistocerca cancellata (South American locust), 630 nucleotides long. Its product is annotated as ras-related protein Rab-8A-like. NCBI's taxonomy places the organism in Eukaryota, Metazoa, Arthropoda, Insecta, Orthoptera, Acrididae. The record is from RefSeq and is a predicted model, not a curated record. The transcript has 6 exons. The coding region runs from base 1 to 630 and encodes 209 amino acids. Gene Ontology annotation, molecular function: GTP binding; GTPase activity.
AUGGCGCUAGCUGCGCAGCAUUUGUGCACCGCCGCCGUCAGUGUCAGCCAGUUUGCCGUGGCAUACGGAGCUCCAUCGCAGUCUUUAACACUGGUAGCAUGCCGCGACAGCGUGGACGUGAACCGUCUGGACUUCAAACAGAAAAUCAUCAACUUAGACGGGACGCCGAUAAAACUGCAGAUAUGGGACACGGCGGGCCAGGAGCGGUUCCGUACUCUAACGACGGCCUACUACCGCGGCGCCAUGGGCAUCCUCCUCAUGUAUGACGUCACCAGCAUGGAGUCCUUCAACCACCUGUCGUACUGGCUGCGAAACAUACAGGAGAACGCAUCCCCGGAUGUGGUGAAAGUUCUCGCCGGCAACAAGUGUGACGCGGUGGCUGAGAGGGCGGUGGAUGCGGAACGUGGCCAGAAGAUUGCUGAAAACUUUGACAUGCCAUUUUUUGAAGUUUCAUGCAAACAGAACAUAAACAUCGAAGAAGCAUUCCUGACGUUAGCCAGGAGAAUACGAGAGCAGCGGGAGCGCAGGGCGAGCCUCUUUGACAGCAACGAGAAGUCCGAAGGCUCCAAAGUGGACCUGAGCAAGUCGAAACUGCCCGCCGGAGCAGAGUCGUGGCGCUGCGGCUGCUAG